Messenger RNA from Durusdinium trenchii, 2507 nucleotides. NCBI's taxonomy places the organism in Eukaryota, Dinophyceae, Suessiales, Symbiodiniaceae. The record is from the annotation of a GenBank genome assembly.
UUACUACUAGUAAGGCACCUGUUACUACUAGCGUGGCACUUGUACUAGCGUCCGCAAGCCGGGCUCAAGGACGGUGUUUGAACAGUUCGAAGGACGGUCUCGGACUCUCGGAUCGGACCGAGUCGAACCGUGUUUCGGGUGCCAUGUCGGCAGAGUCGAGGUGAAGAUGCCCAUCAAGAAACACAUCAGGCCCGGCAAGAUCGAAGCUAGUCCCAGCGGUGAUGCUUUGGUGGUAAAUUUCACCUCUGAAGUGACUCACCUUGACGAGGAUGGCAUGCCCAUCAGUGUAGAGAAGACGCUGGAGAGACGUGAAGUUCCUCUUGGCCAAGCCAUGCGAGGACUCACAACAGAGGACAUCAGAUCUUUGGCACGAGAGAUCGUUGAAAAGUGCCGAUAUAUUCCAGAGAGUAAGCUUUCUCAGGUGGAGAAGGUGCUCAACAAAAUCUAUGCACUCCAAACAGAUGUGCCCUUCAAGGACUUUGGCGCAGGUGCUACAAAGUCUUCUACAAACCGCACGACAGGUGAAGACUCGGUCCUACCAUCGCAGCUGGACGAUUUGCUCCCCUUUGCAUCAGCUCGAAAUGUGGAUGAUUACAUUGAAGAGUUGUACGAGGAACAGAUGGACCGAAAGGUCAGGGGUGCAAGAAAGCUCUUGCGAAUCUGCACAGAGGUUCCAGUCUUGGACGAAAUGGCAGAGCACUCCACUCUUCUUGGGGUCUUGAGCAGAGAGUUGCGGGAAAAUGCCAAGCGAAGUUACGAACUGGCGGUUGCCAUCACAGGUAUAUUCCUGAUCUUUGCAAACUUCUCCCGAUUCCACUCGGCACUUUCCAAGCAUCAAUGCGGUGAGGUUACCAUGCAUAUUCUCGAGUACGAAAGCAAAAGACGCAACGUCCUUGAGAAGGAAGGUGGAUGCCGAGCCUUUUUGGAUCGGCAGGAUCACUUGCUGCAGAUUUGCAUCUUGGUAUUGCGGUCAAUGUCUGAGGAGGUUUCAUUGGAGAUCAAAUUUGUGAAGCAAAAACUUUGCCAAAUGCUGCCGCCCUUACUGAGCAGACAACAUGAGGACCUUUUGCUAAGCACCCUAAGUUUGCUCCACAAGCUGGCGAUCUUUGAGCAAAACAAGGACCAGCUGAUAUUGGAAAUGCCGUGCUUUGUCGAACUGUUGGGCCAUCCAGCCACCGAGGUCUUCAACAUGGCUCUUCGUUUGUGCUACAACCUUUCAUUUGAUGCCAGAGGCCGCGCUGCUCUCACUGAGAGCUCUGUGGUUCCUCGUCUCAUGCAUGCUGUCCAGCAUGCUGGCACCCGCAAGGUGGCUCUGAAGUUGCUCUACCACAUGACCUUAGAUCCACAAACCAGGUCUGCAGUCAUCCGAUCUUCACCGCACCUUCCGUCAUUGGCAAUGCAGCUGGCUCGGAGCAAAGAGCAGGAGCCUGAAGCUGUUGCCUUGCUAGUUAACCUAGCUGCUGAUGAGGCCGCUGCUUGUCUUCUUUUGGCCGAAGAUUCCUUCAUGGCCAUGGCACUCCGAGCCAUGAAACACAAAAAUGCGCGCAUGCUCAAGGUACUUCGACACAUCGCAUCACACAGAGCCAGCAGACCAAUAUUGCUGGACGUAAUGGGAGGUGAUAGCGAUAGUUCCAGUUAUGCUUGGCUUAUUCAGUUGGUGCAGCUGGUGAAGGCCACUGCAACAGACAGGCAUGAUAUCCUGGUGGAAGUGCUGGGCAUUCUGGCAGCUUUGGAUUGCAGUGAGGUCCCAUGGACAGAGCUUUGCGAAGCAGGGCUUUUGGAGACGCUCCCGAGGCUUUUGAUGGUUGGAUUCGCGGAGGAUGAUGUGGUUCUCGAGGCUGUGAUGCUGCUGAGUAUCCUUGCUCUGGACGCAGCAGCUGUACUGGCCAACUCGAAGGUUGUGGCUUUGCUGGGUGAUUUGCUCGCCGCGAAGUCUGGAGAUCCCGAUUUGCUGGUGCAACUUCUCUUUUUGGUACAGUGCCUGGUGGUCAACGAUGACACACGGGAUGUUGUUUUGGACGCUGACGUCACCUUCCACAUCAUGGAAUUGCUACGCUCUUCCAAGGUAAAAGAAACCGCUACCGCUUGUAUUGACCUCUUGGAUCUUAUUUUGGCUGUCGAGUCUCACAGUAAGACGCGACGCUGGACUCGCCAGAUUCAGGAGUGCAAGUUCUGGCUGCACAAUCAAGAGUGGCUCGUUGCAUGCUCCAACCCCAGCCAGGAGGAAGGAUCUUCAUCUAAGCCAAGCCCAACGAAUCCAGGUUGGGGUGCAGAAGUGGAUCCACGCGAAGAAAAGAAGAGCAGGCGGAGACGAGGAAGGUGAACUUGUUGCUGAGGAGCCCUCAAGCAAUUCAGAGCUAAAGCCUUGAUGGGUGUGAACAUCUUUCAGAUAUUCCGCACGAAGUGAAACAGAUCUCUCAGUGCGUAGUUUUUGAUCUGAAACAGAUCUCCGAAGUGAAGAAACACUUCGCAUUGCAUUCUAUGCAGAUGCACUUAGAGAAUUGCUU